AUGGCCAAGAAGUCAAAGCCACCAUCGAGCAAGCGCAGAAUGCUUCAAGCGCAAGCUGCGCCAGCGCUUGCUCCCCCAUCGACUGACAUAGAUAUGGCGAACACAGGGACUCCUCUUGAUCAGAUGCAUGUCACAAACUUGGAUGUUGGGUCCCAAGCUGUUGAUCAAGGUGCUCAUGUGAGCAUCUCCAAGCUUAGCUUGGGCUGCAGUUUGGGUCGCUUCCAGGUCCUCAAAGUCAACCACCAAGAUAUCCAGUUCGGCUUGAAGCGUAAUUCGGGCCCCUUGUGGGCACUGUUGUUUCUUGGGAGAGUAAUGCGGGCCCCCCGUGGGUGCUGGUUUUUUCCGUCGAAACAUUGGGUUGAUAUCUCCAGGCUUAGCCUGGGCACAACUUUGACUUUGGGGAUCGCGGCCUCGUACCAGUUUACGUCGGGAAUACAGUCCACAUUGCCUUUAAGUUGCGUCUUGGGCUUUGGUAUCGCUCCGGCAUAUCUCGUGGGGCCUGUCCAGAUGGUCAAUUGGGUUGCUCUGGGACUGGAAAGCAGGGUCCAGUGGUUGUGGUGCCAGAGGAUUCAAAGUGAAACAACCAUUGCUGAAAGCAACACCACACGAGAGCUCUCAGACAUCAAGCGACGUCUCGAUAAGCAUCGCGAAGAUAUCGACGAGACCCAUGCGAUGGUCACCUAUACCGGGAACGCCCAAUUCACGUUUGAGGCCAUGAUCGAAAAAUUCGAUGACCGUCUUGAGGAUGCCGCGAAAAGGGAAGAGGAACACCGCCUCAACUGCAACCGAGAGCUAUUGAAGAUGUAUUGUAGCCUUGAUGAUAUGUCUUCCUCCGGCCCCACCAAAGUGGCUCGUGAUGUCCGUCAGAAUAAGGCUCAAGAAGAAAUGCGCAAGGCGAAUCAGGCCCUGAUUUCGGAAAAUGCCAGGCUCAAGGGGCAAGUCAAGAAGCAGGAUGCUGCUAUUGAGCAGCUCACCUCUACUGUGAACGAUAUGAUGGGUCGAUUCGCCAAGCUUGAGUCGACCGUUCACUGCACGGAGGCAGAGCGGAAGCUCAGCGAGUUAGAAGUCUAA
Molecule: messenger RNA, 1071 nt
Organism: Fusarium mangiferae
Lineage: Eukaryota; Fungi; Ascomycota; Sordariomycetes; Hypocreales; Nectriaceae
Exons: 5
Coding region: 1-1071 (356 amino acids)
Source: RefSeq, a predicted model, not a curated record